GGAAGUUGUUCUUUAUAAGGAUGUUGUUCGCAGUCCUUCGAGAAAUUGCAAGUGUCAAAUCAGCCUGAGAUCAACAAACCAAAAGACGAUCAGAAAACAAUUAAAUCUACAAUAACACAAUUGUACACAUUCUGUAUCGCAGAGGUGAUACACAUUGAGCCAGCCCUGGCUCACUCAUGGUUGAGCUGGAGACCCAGGAUCUAACCUGAUAUAAAAUGGCUUGUGUAGAUGAACCUCCAGAGAAGCACUGCUGGGUGUGUUUUGCCACUGAGAAAGAGGACCGUGCUGCAGAAUGGGUCAGUCCGUGCCGGUGUAAGGGCUGUACCAAGUGGAUCCAUCAGGCGUGCUUACAGCGAUGGCUUGAUGAAAAACAGAAGGGUAACAGCAGUGGAACUGUGAGCUGCCCACAGUGUGGCACAGAAUACAGAAUAGUUUUUCCCAAAAUGGGUCCUCUGGUCUACUUCCUCCAGCAGGUUGAUAGAGCCCUAUCCAGGGCCAGUCCAUUCGCUGCAGCUGGGGUCGUGGUGGGCACCGUCUAUUGGUCGGCCGUUACAUAUGGUGCCGUCACAGUUAUGCAGGUGGUGGGUCAUAAGAAGGGUCUGGACGUGAUGGAGCAUGCAGACCCUCUGUUCCUGCUCAUGGGUUUACCCACCAUCCCCGUUAUGCUGGUACUGGGAAAAAUGAUUCGCUGGGAGGAUUACGUGGUGCGGCUAUGGCAACAACACUCAUCCAAGCUCCAGAUCUUCAGUGGGCUGGUCCCUGGAAUGGGGCGUCCUCUGGCCCGGGCCCCAGCAGAGGGCAGUUAUGGAGGAGACCAUCUCUCUGUGUCUCGCACCCUGUGCGGUGCUCUGGUGUUCCCCUCUGUCGCCAACCUGGUGGGUCGUCUCCUGUUUCGCAGAGUCACUUCCAACCUUCAACGCACCAUUCUGGGUGGCAUUGCCUUCGUGGUGAUCAAGGGAGUGUUGAAAGUUUAUUUCAAACAGCAACAGUAUCUCGUCCAGGCCAACAGACACAUACUGAAUUACCCUGAACGAGAGGCAAGGGCAGACGGCGUUGCUGAGGACGACAAUGACGACAGUGACAAUGAAUGAACACAGUGCACUUGAGGCAAUCUCAACAAAUGCACUGUAGUAUAGUAUACUUUCAGAUUAAAACAACAUAUUUAAAGAUGUUUUAAAGAUUAAAUCAUUAUUCUAUUUUACAUGUCCCUAAUUAAGUGUUUAAACACAGAUUAGGCAUUUACUUAGCUACGUAUUGUUUAUUUAAUUCAAGGAUGGCUCAGAUAUUCUCUCAUCAGUGAGAAACUGUUGGUGGUUUGGGUGUUAAAGUGCCUGUAGUAGCAAAAUGAACCAUUAGAUGGCGCCAAAUGUAAGGUUAUUAAUACUGCACUGUGCACUGAUGUCUCUUGUGAGAAAAGACAUUUUAAUUUAGACUGCUAUUUAGGCAUAUACCAGCAAAGUCAUCUAAGCAUUUUGCAAGUGAACUGAUCGAUUCGAAAUAAAGGUAACUCUCACUGGAUCAUGACGAAUAAAUGACAAUGAUAAAUAAAAGACUAAUAAAACAAUU
Myxocyprinus asiaticus (Chinese sucker) is the source of this 1566-nucleotide messenger RNA. RefSeq names its product membrane-associated ring finger (C3HC4) 5, like (gene marchf5l). The transcript is spliced from 7 exons. Gene Ontology annotation, molecular function: zinc ion binding. Bases 216 to 1091 code for a protein of 291 amino acids. The record is from RefSeq and is a predicted model, not a curated record. Lineage: Eukaryota; Metazoa; Chordata; Actinopteri; Cypriniformes; Catostomidae.